Molecule: messenger RNA, 1141 nt
Organism: Cricetulus griseus (Chinese hamster)
Lineage: Eukaryota; Metazoa; Chordata; Mammalia; Rodentia; Cricetidae
Source: RefSeq, a predicted model, not a curated record
CAUUUUAAUAUGGGGCACUCUGGACGGCAGUCGACUUGAGUGAAGUCUUUCGAGGCUUUCUUGGUUGAGGGCGGAAGUGACCGCUGCGUGGUGCCGGCGGCGCCUAAAGAUCACACACGCGUGUGGGAGCGGCGCUCAUCAUGCUCCGUCGGGAGGCUCGCCUGCGCCGCGAGUACCUGUACCGCAAGGCCCGGGAGGAUGCACAGCGAUCCAUUCAGGAGAAGAAGGAGCGAGUCAAGCGUGCUCUUGAAGAAAACCAGUUGAUUCCCACUGAGCUACGCCGGGAGGCGCUAGCCUUACAGGGGUCCCUGGAGUUCGAUGAUGCUGGCGGUGAAGGUGUGACCAGCCAUGUAGAUGAUGAAUAUCGAUGGGCUGGGGUUGAGGAUCCUAAGAUCAUGAUCACUACCUCUCGAGACCCCAGUUCUCGUCUGAAGAUGUUUGCAAAGGAACUGAAGCUGGUGUUCCCAGGUGCCCAGCGCAUGAACCGAGGUCGGCAUGAGGUUGGAGCACUGGUGCGAGCGUGCAAAGCCAAUGGGGUCACUGACCUCUUGGUUGUCCAUGAGCAUCGAGGCACACCUGUGGGGCUCAUUGUCAGCCAUCUGCCCUUCGGUCCUACUGCCUACUUCACACUGUGCAAUGUGGUUAUGCGGCAUGACAUCCCUGACCUGGGCACCAUGUCAGAGGCUAAGCCUCACCUCAUCACUCACGGCUUUACCUCACGGUUGGGCAAGCGGGUGUCUGAUAUCCUUCGUUACCUAUUUCCUGUGCCAAAAGAUGACAGCCAUCGGGUCAUCACCUUUGCAAACCAGGACGACUACAUUUCAUUCCGGCACCAUGUUUACAAGAAGACAGACCACCGCAAUGUGGAGCUGACUGAAGUUGGGCCUCGAUUUGAGCUCAAGUUAUACAUGAUUCGCCUUGGCACGCUGGAGCAGGAGGCCACAGCAGACGUAGAAUGGCGCUGGCACCCCUAUACCAACACUGCCCGCAAGAGGGUCUUCCUGAGCGCCGAGUGAGCUGUGAGCUCCUGGCCAGUCAGGAUGCAGACUUGGACUCUUGGGGCAAGAACUGGUCACAGACAGAUUUACUAAUCCUAAGUGGAAACUGGAAGGAUUUAAAUAAACCCUCUGUUAUUAUGCUA